Myotis davidii is the source of this 4952-nucleotide messenger RNA. RefSeq names its product lysine (K)-specific demethylase 5B (gene KDM5B). Lineage: Eukaryota; Metazoa; Chordata; Mammalia; Chiroptera; Vespertilionidae. Gene Ontology annotation, cellular component: nucleus. The record is from RefSeq and is a predicted model, not a curated record. Gene Ontology annotation, molecular function: histone demethylase activity; DNA binding. Gene Ontology annotation, biological process: chromatin remodeling.
AUGGGGAGGGUGCGUACACAGCGCGAGAAGGCUGUCCUGUUACAGCUGGAGGAGCCCACACAUAGCCCUGUCCCCUCUGCCCCUGUGUCCUUUACCUGUCACUCUGGGGCACCAGCAUCCAGCCCUCUGACCCCCACAGGUGUCUGCAAAGAGGAGGAGCAGCCCCGGCGGGCAGCCCUCGGGGAGGGGCUCUUCUGGGGAUGGAAACUGUUUCGGAAACUUGUGCGUUCGGAAGCUCCUCGGGAACAAGUGGCUUCGUCUCGUAGAAACAGUGACUCGGAGCGGCCGUGGUUACAUAACGGCUGCUGCUCGGAUUGGCAGCCACCGUUUGCAUGUGAUGUCGACAAGCUCCACUUCACGCCCCGGAUCCAGAGGCUGAACGAGUUGGAGGCUCAAACCCGUGUGAAACUGAAUUUCCUGGACCAGAUCGCCAAGUACUGGGAGCUGCAGGGAAGUACUCUGAAGAUCCCGCACGUGGAGAGGAAGAUCCUGGACUUGUUUCAGCUCAACAAGUUAGUUGCAGAAGAAGGUGGAUUUGCAGUUGUUUGCAAGGAUAGAAAAUGGACCAAAAUUGCCACCAAGAUGGGGUUUGCUCCUGGCAAAGCCGUGGGCUCCCACAUCAGAGGGCAUUACGAGCGAAUCCUCCACCCCUACAACCUGUUCUUGUCUGGAGACAGUUUGAGGUGUCUGCAGAAGCCAAACCUGGCCACAGACACGAAGGACAAGGAGUACAAGCCCCACGACAUUCCCCAGAGGCAGUCUGUGCAGCCCGCGGAGACCUGCCCCCCGGCCCGGCGAGCGAAGCGCAUGCGGGCAGAGGCCAUGAAUAUUAAAAUAGAACCGGAAGAGACAGCAGAAGCCAGAACUCACAAUCUGAGGCGUCGAAUGGGUUGUCCAACUCCGAAAUACGAAAACGAGAAAGACGUGAAGAGCAGCAUCAAGCAAGAACCCGUCGAGAAGAAAGAGCACCUUCUAGAAAGUGAGAGGGAGAAACCCAAGAGUCGGCCUAAGAAAACCACCAGUGCUGUGGACCUGUACGUCUGCCUCCUGUGUGGCAGCGGCAGCGAUGAGGACCGGCUGCUCCUGUGUGACGGGUGUGACGACAGCUACCACACCUUCUGCCUGGUCCCGCCCCUGCACGACGUGCCCAAGGGAGACUGGCGGUGUCCUAAGUGCGUGGCCCAGGAGUGUAGUAAGCCACAAGAAGCUUUUGGCUUUGAGCAAGCGGCCAGAGACUACACCCUCCGAACCUUUGGGGAAAUGGCAGACGCGUUCAAGUCUGACUACUUCAGCAUGCCAGUCCACAUGGUUCCCACUGAACUGGUUGAGAAGGAAUUUUGGCGGCUGGUCAGCACGAUUGAAGAAGACGUCACCGUCGAGUACGGAGCCGAUAUUGCCUCCAAGGAGUUUGGCAGCGGCUUCCCUGUCCGCGACGGGAAGGUCAAACUCUCCCCUGAGGAGGAGGAAUACCUGGACAGCGGCUGGAACUUGAACAACAUGCCGGUGAUGGAGCAGUCGGUCCUGGCCCACAUCACGGCCGACAUCUGCGGCAUGAAGCUGCCCUGGCUGUACGUGGGCAUGUGCUUCUCCUCCUUCUGCUGGCACAUCGAGGACCACUGGAGCUACUCCAUCAACUACCUGCACUGGGGUGAGCCCAAAACCUGGUACGGCGUCCCCGGAUACGCGGCCGAACAGCUGGAGAGCGUCAUGAAGAGGCUGGCGCCCGAGCUCUUCGUGUCCCAGCCGGACCUGCUGCACCAGCUGGUGACCAUCAUGAACCCCAACACCCUGAUGACGCAUGAAGUGCCCGUUUACCGGACGAACCAGUGUGCCGGGGAGUUCGUGAUCACGUUCCCGAGGGCCUACCACAGCGGCUUCAACCAAGGCUUCAACUUCGCCGAAGCCGUCAACUUCUGCACGGUGGACUGGCUGCCCCUGGGCCGCCAGUGCGUGGAGCACUACCGCCUGCUGCACCGCUACUGCGUGUUCUCCCAUGACGAGAUGAUCUGCCGCAUGGCCGCCAAGGCCGGCGUGCUGGACGUGGUCGUGGCUUCCACCGUCCAGAAGGAUAUGGCCAUCAUGAUCGAGGACGAGCGAGCUCUCCGAGAGACCGUCCGCAAACUGGGAGUCAUCGAUUCGGAAAGGAUGGACUUUGAGCUGUUGCCGGACGACGAGCGUCAGUGCAUCAAGUGCAAGACGACGUGCUUCAUGUCGGCCGUGUCCUGUGCCUGCAAGCCCGGCCUGCUGGUGUGCCUGCACCACGUGCCCGAGCUGUGCUCCUGUCCUCCUGGCAAGUACAAGCUGCGGUACAGAUACACCCUGGACGACCUCUACCCCAUGAUGAACGCGCUGCAGCUACGAGCCGAGUCCUACAACGAGUGGGCCGUGGCCGUGAGCGAAGCCCUGGAGGCGAAGCUGAGCAAGAAGAGGAGCCUCGCCAGCCUGAAGGCUCUGAUCGAAGAGUCAGAGAUGAAGAAGUUCCCGGACAACGACCUCCUGCGCCACCUGCGCCUGGUCACGCAGGACGCGGAGAAGUGCGCCUCUGUGGCCCAGCAGCUGCUCAACGGGAAACGGCAGACCAGAUUCCGAUCUGGGGGCGGAAAGUCCCCGAACCAGCUGACGGUGAGCGAGCUCCGGCAGUUCGUGACGCAGCUGUACGCGCUCCCCUGCGCCCUCAGCCAGGCGCCGCUGCUGAAGGACCUCCUGAGCCGCGUGGAGGAUUUCCAGCAGCAGAGCCAGAAGCUGCUCUCCGAGGAGGCGCCCCGUGCGGCCGCGCUGCAGGAGCUGCUGGACGUCAGCUUUGAGUUUGACGUGGACCUCCCACAGCUCACGGAGGUGCGCGUCCGCCUGGAGCAGGCCCGCUGGCUGGAGGAGGUGCAGCAGGCGUGCCUGGACCCCAGCUCCCUCACCUUAGAUGAUAUGAGGCGCCUCAUAGACCUGGGGGUGGGCCUGGCCCCGUACGCAGCCGUGGAGAAAGCCAUGGCCAGGCUCCAGGAGCUGCUCACAGUGGCCGAGCACUGGGACGACAAGGCCCGGAGCCUGCUCAGAGCCAGGCCCCGGCAGUCACUGACCAGCCUGGCCACGGCCGUGAAGGAGAUGGAGGAGAUCCCCGCCUACCUGCCCAGCGGGGCGGUUCUGAAGGACUCGGUGCAGAGAGCCAGGGACUGGCUGCAGGACGUGGAGGCCCUGCAGGCUGGAGGGCGUGUGCCCGUGUUGGACACGCUGGUGGAGCUGGUCACGCGAGGCCGCUGCAUCCCCGUGCACCUGAGCCCCCUGCCACGGCUGGAGUCCCUCGUAGCGGAGGUCCAGGCCUGGAAGGAAUGUGCUGCCAACACAUUCUUGAUGGAGAACUCCCCGUACUCCCUCCUGGAGGUAAGGGCAGUGGCCGCAGGCAGCCCCUCGGUUCCCAAACAGUGUGAGGAGAAGGCUCGACACCUGCAGGAGCUGCUGGAGGUGGCAGAGCAGAAGCUGCAGCAGACCCUGCGGAAGGCAGAGACGCUGCCGGAGGUGGAGGCCGAGCUGGCCCAGAGAAUCGCAGCCCUCACCAAGGCUGGCACGGUGUCCCCGCACUUCACACGCAUGACGCUCUCCUCUGUCCCUGCCUUUCAGAUGGCGGCCCUGGGGGAAGCCCGCCUCCGGGAGAUGGAGGCCCUGCAGUCCCUCCGCCUGGCCAACGAGGGGAAGCUGCUGGCGCCCGGCCAGGAGGCGGAGAUGAAGGUCUGCCUGUGCCAGAAGGCCCCGGCCGCCCCGAUGGUCCAGUGCGAGCUCUGCCGGGACGCCUUCCACACGGGCUGCGUGGCCGUGNCCGGCCCCCGCGUCUGGCUGUGCCCCCUCUGCCGGCGCUCGGAGAAGCCGCCCCUGGAGAAGAUCCUGCCACUGCUGGCCUCCUUGCAGCGCCUCCGCGUGCGCCUGCCCGAGGGCGACGCCCUGCGCUACAUGAUCGAGAGGACGGUGAGCUGGCAGCACAGGGCCCAGCAGCUGCUGGCGUCCGGGAGCCUCACGCCCGUGCAGGCGAGCACUGGCCCUGGGAUGUGCCACAGCAGGUGGCCGGCCGCGGCGGGACCGGCGUCCAAGACCAGCAAGGCGCCUCAGCCUCCCGGCACCGCGUCCUCCGAGCCCGGCGACCAGGACAGCAGGAGCUCAUCUCUGCAGGCUCCGUUCUCGGCGGGACGGAGCUGCAUUCCCCUCCACGGUGUGAGCCCAGAAGUGAGCGAGCUGCUGAUGGAGGCGCAGCUGCUCCAGGUAACCCUCCCUGAGAUCCAGGAGCUUUACCAGGCGCUGCUCGCGAAGCCCAGCUGCCCAGCAGNGGAGGCUGAACGGAGUUUGCUUGUCUCCCCCCAGAGCGACUGCUGCCGGGCGAAGCGAGAGGGAAGCAGCAGCCUGGAGAGGAAGCUGAAGCGCCGCCCCGAGAGAGCCGACCUCGCCGGCGAGCGCUGGGGCCGGGUGCGGAAAGUGUGGGCCCCCGGGAGGAAGAGGAUCAGACUGGGCCCCCCCCAGGACACGGACACUUUCCCAUUAGAGAGCGAGCGCGGCUACGCGCCCGUCCGCCCCGCCGACACCCACUCCCUGCCCUCGGACACCUCCUCCUCGGAGCAGGAGGACUCGGAGGACGAAGACGCCAUCUGCCCGGCUGGGAGCUGCCUGCAGCCGGAGGGAGACGAGGUGGACUGGGUCCAGUGUGAUGGCAGCUGCAACCAGUGGUUCCAUCAGGUCUGUGUUGGCGUCUCCCCAGAGACGGCGGCGAUGGAGGACUACGUCUGUGCGCGCUGCGCGGGGAAAUAGCCGCCCGGUGCCAUUCCGGACCCACCGGGCGGGCCCGCGGCUGUUCCCCGGCAAAGCCACAGGACUGGGCCAGACCAGCCUGUACUCGGUGCUAUUUCUAUUCCGAAUGGAUCGUUUUCCAGAACUCUUUGGAAAAAAGAAAAAAAACUAAAAAAAUUUUUGACACCUUU